GUUCCACUCGUUUCACCGCUUCCCGCUGCGCCCACGCGCGGUUGAGCCAUAGCAACUCGCCGAGUUGCUCGCCGAGUCGCCUGCCAUGAUGACCCAGAACCCCAUGAACCAGCACCUGAUCUGGCGGAAGCCUCCAGAGCAUGUGCUGGACCCGCUGAUGGUAGAGCACUUGCCUUCAAACCCACCAGCUGUCGGAGACGCCUCACUGCAGCACUGGAUCAACCGAGUGCGCUGGCACGCGGAUCGGGCGAUCCUGGCGGGGCAGGCGGCCACCAAGGCCCAGGACAUUGCCGAGGAGGCGGCGAAGAAGGUCAUCCAGAUGGCUGACGGGGUACUGCCAGAUGCGGUGAACAUGAGCGCGCACACGGCGCGCUUCAAGACCGGCGGGGAUGAGGCUGCGAGAGAGGAAGGUGUGAGUGCCAUGAAGAGCGACCAGGAGAUGAGCCGCCAGGCGUCCCAGGACCUCCCGUCUGCGGAGGCGCAGAGGAGAGCCGCCAACCGGGCGGACAUGGAUACCAUGCCCGUGCAGCGGGGCCUCUCAGAGUUGACGGCUUUGGCCUCCUGGGGCAACCUGAAACCCCAGGACAGGCUGAAGCGGCGCUGUGGCCGCUUCCUGGGCACCGCGGAGCUGUGACAAAA
Messenger RNA from Effrenium voratum, 639 nucleotides. Lineage: Eukaryota; Dinophyceae; Suessiales; Symbiodiniaceae. The record is from the annotation of a GenBank genome assembly.